Metarhizium album ARSEF 1941 is the source of this 3357-nucleotide messenger RNA. Its product is annotated as P-type Na+-ATPase. The coding region runs from base 1 to 3357 and encodes 1118 amino acids. Gene Ontology annotation, biological process: intracellular calcium ion homeostasis; calcium ion transmembrane transport. Gene Ontology annotation, molecular function: ATP hydrolysis activity; ATP binding; P-type calcium transporter activity. Gene Ontology annotation, cellular component: plasma membrane. The transcript has 3 exons. Lineage: Eukaryota; Fungi; Ascomycota; Sordariomycetes; Hypocreales; Clavicipitaceae. The record is from RefSeq and is a predicted model, not a curated record.
AUGGCUGAAUUCCCAAGGCAUCCGUUCCUCCUUACCGUGGAGGAGACGGCCCAGGCUCUUGAUACCGAUAUUGACAAAGGUCUGACAACAGCUCAGGUUACUGAGCUACAGCAGAAAUACCCCAAAAACGAGCUGGAUGUCGGUGACUCCAUUCCGUGGUACAGCAUUCUCACCAAACAAAUCCUAAAUGCCAUGAUCAUUGUCCUGGCAUUUGCCAUGGCGCUUAGUUUUGGUAUCAAAGAUUACAUCGAAGGAGGCGUCCUCGCCUUUGUCAUUGGCCUCAAUGUUACCAUUGGGUUUUGGCAAGAGUACCGCGCUGAGAAGCGAAUGGACGCCCUUCGUGCCUUGUCUUCGCCUAGCGCCAUGGUUCUUCGAGAUGGUAAAACACAAGUCAUACCCAACCCUGACGUCGUUCCGGGAGACGUUGUUUUGCUCAAGAUGGGUGACACUGUACCCGCAGAUAUGCGCAUGUUUGAGGCCAUGAAUCUCGCAUGCGAGGAGGGACAGCUUACCGGCGAGUCCAUCCCCGUCGAAAAAAUGACCGAGAACAACAUCCUCGCCCCUGGCACUGAAAAAGCUGCUACUUCCGAGGGCGAGGUGGGCAUUGGCGAUCGCGUCAACAUGGCGUAUGCUACCACUGUCGUCCGAAAGGGCAGAGGUCGAGGUAUUGUCACCGCCAUUGGCAUGACUACGGAAGUUGGUAAGAUUGCCGCUUCUACCGCCAAAAAGCAGCGAAAGGCCGGUCGAUCUAUGAAUUGGCGCAAGUACGGGAAGAGACAGCCAGUGGUUGGCUUAGCCAAGCGAACGUACGAUCUCAUCGGCAAGUUCUUGGGUUUGACUGAAGGCACUCCACUACAGAAAAAGCUGUCUGCCUUGGCAUAUGUGCUUUUCGGUUGUGCAAUUAUACUUGCCAUGGUUGUCUUUGGCGUCAACCACUUCAAUUUGCGAAAUGAAGUCAUUAUUUACGCCACAUCGCUUGGAAUAGCUAUCAUCCCCGAGUCUCUGGUUGCUGUCCUGACCAUCACCAUGGUGGUCGCUGUAACCGUCAUGCGAAAGGCCAACGUAGUUGUCCGAGAUCUCUCUGCCCUCGAAGCCCUUGGUGGAGUUACCAAUAUUUGCUCAGACAAGACUGGUACACUGACCGAAGGAGCCAUGAUUGUUCGCAAGGCCUGGAUUCCGUCUUCUCACACCUAUAAUGUCCGCGAAUCACAGAAUCCCAGCGAUCCCACCAAAGGCCGCGUAACGUAUUCUCAGGGCUCUGUUGAGAAGGAGGAGCCCAAGCGCGACUACGACAGGGAGCGCAGUGCUGCCGUUCUCAAGUUUGAUGUCCCCGACGAGAAGCUUCAUCCCAAACCCGCCGAGGAGAACCCCGAAGCAGAGCCCGAAACAACACUAACGGACGGCCUUGAAGCAUUCCUCUUAUCCGCCGCUCUUUGCAACCUUGCCACCGUCCGGUAUGACGACGAGGAAGAGAAAUGGCAGACUACUGGCGAGCCGACCGAAGUUGCGCUUCAAGUCUUUGCUCAUCGAUUCAACAAGGGCAAGAAGAGCCUUGAAUCUAAAGGUUGGAAGCAACUUGCCGAAUUCCCAUUUGACAGCUCCAUCAAGCGCAUGUCUGUGAUCUACGAUGCACCUUCUGGCGAAAGCGGCUCCAUUAUUGAGAGCGAGCAGAGCAUGGUUUUCACAAAAGGCGCCGUGGAGAGAAUACUGGAUUUGUGUUCUUACAUUGGUUCCGGAGCUGAACAGCAACCAAUCUCAGACCAACUCAAAGAGGAGACCCUCAAUCAGAUGAAUAUUCUGGCAUCCCAGGGUCAGCGAGUCCUUGCUAUCGCUUACCGUCCAUGGGGAGGUCGAUUCACCGCGAAGCAGUCAGCAUCUGCCGCAGAAGACGAGACACUUCGCAGAGAAGUUGAAAAGGAUCUUGUCUUGCUCGGACUUGCUGGAAUCUAUGAUCCCCCUCGCCGUGAAACGAAACCGUCCAUAGGAGAGUGCUCUCAGGCCGGCAUCAAGGUCCACAUGCUCACCGGUGAUCACCCCGAAACUGCAAAGGCAAUUGCCAAGGAGGUCGGCAUCAUUCCCAAGAACCUCGGCGUCCUACCCGAAGAGGUUGCCCAGUCCGUUGUCCAGAAAGCCACGGAUUUUGACAAGAUGUCGGAUGCGGAGAUCGACGCCCUCGAGGAGCUCCCCCUUGUGAUUGCCCGCUGUGCCCCUGACACCAAAACUCGAAUGAUUGAAGCGCUCCGACGACGUGGAUCAUUCAUGGCCAUGACUGGUGACGGCGUCAACGAUGCUCCAUCCCUCUCCCGCGCUGACGUGGGUAUCGCCAUGGGCUCUGGUUCUGAUGUAGCCAAGUCAGCUUCCAAGAUUGUCCUGACCGACGACAAGUUCAACUCCAUUGUUGCCGCUAUCCGCGAGGGCCGUCGAAUGUUUGACAAUAUUCAAAAGUUUGUCCUGCAUCUUCUCACCUCCAACGUGGGCGAGGUCAUUCUUUUGAUCGCCGGUCUCGGUUUCGUCGACGACACAGGAUUCUCCGUCUUCCCAGUGUCACCGCUCCAGAUCAUUUGGAUCAACAUGGUCACGUCGUCGUUCCCUGCGUUUGGCCUCGGCCGGGAGGCCGCCGCCGCCGACGUUAUGCGCAAGCCGCCGCAGGACAAACGACGAGGCGUGUUCACGAACCAGAUCAUUGUCGACAUGGUCGUCUACGGCGUCAUCAUGGGCGCCUGCACAAUGUGCACCUUCUGCAUCAUCAUCUACGGCGCGAACGGCGGCAACCUGGGCGAGAAUUGCAACACCGAAUACACGGACGCCUGCGACGCCGUGUUCAAGGCUCGCGCCGCCACCUUUGCCGAACUAACCUGGCUGAUUCUCAUCUCGGCCUGGGAGUUUAAGAGUUUGCGGCGAUCCAUGUUCCGCCUCAAUCCCGACGACGACAGCCGAUUCCCCGUCCUCAAGGACCUGUACAGCAACCGGUUUCUCUUUUGGUCCGUCAUCCUGGGCGGCUUGUCCGUGUUCCCCGUCGUGUACAUCCCCUUCCUCAAUACGAGGUUCUUCAAGCACAAGGGCAUCUCGUGGGAAUGGGCCCUGGCCGUGGGCUUCACCGUCGUCUUUGUCGCUGGGAUUGAGGCAUGGAAACUUGUCAAGCGGCGCUUCCACCUGCUCGAGGACCGCCCAGUCCAACGGGGCGCCUGGGGCCAGGGGGGACCCGACGACCAAGGGCCCAAGUUCCGCAAGACCAUGUCCAUUUCCAGCUUCAAGACUUGGGCUUCCUUCUCGCGAAAAGACACGGGCGACUCCACGUCGCGAUAUAGUUCUUGGCGAGGGAACCAGGGUGUUGUUCGCGGGACGGAGCAUGUAUGA